Messenger RNA from Colletes gigas, 5319 nucleotides. RefSeq lists its product as uncharacterized. The record is from RefSeq and is a predicted model, not a curated record. The coding region runs from base 366 to 3524 and encodes 1052 amino acids. NCBI's taxonomy places the organism in Eukaryota, Metazoa, Arthropoda, Insecta, Hymenoptera, Colletidae. Gene Ontology annotation, molecular function: protein binding. Gene Ontology annotation, cellular component: mRNA cleavage and polyadenylation specificity factor complex. The transcript has 9 exons.
CACAAUUUUCUUACUGUUUGCCCGUUGCGUUUACAUUUACAUAUUUGAAGUAGAAUACAAAAGUUGUCGAUAUUUUCGUCGAGUAAUGAUCUCUUUACUUUCUGUACUUCGUUAAUCGUUGGGAAAAAGUUUUUAUACAUUCGGUGGAAAUAAGUGGUUGUGUACAUUUUAAGGGUUUUACAGUGCAACAGCAUCAAAGAAUAUUUGUUCCCAAUUAAUGAACAGAAUUAGUAACUGCAAUGGAUUUGGUAUAGCGAUAUUGGGCAAUAUUAAGCUAUGAAUAUGUUUGUCCCUUAUUACCUAUUUAGAUUAUAUUUUCUUUUAUAUGUUUGAAUUAACUGUAAUAUCCUAUAAAUUAUUUCAUUAUGUCUGCAAAUGCUCAAUUUGCAACUCCUCCACCAGCCAUAAGUUUACCUAAUAUGUCGGUGCCACCUCCCACCACUCCAAAUUUAUCUGCCCCACCUCCUAAUUUAACUACCAUAAAUACCUCUGGGAGCUAUCAACAUCGGUACAUUAACCACAGAGAUGGAGCUCGUGGUUUUUUUAAACCAUUCAGACCUUAUCAUGCUCCGAAAAUUGUUGCUGCUGGCCAAGAUACUUUGCAAGAUGAAUUUGAUGGAAAGAGACUUAGGAAAUCUGUUAUGCGCAAAACUGUUGAUUAUAAUUCAGCUAUUAUAAAGAGCUUAGAGAAUCGGAUAUGGCAAAGGGACUAUCGGGACAGACGCGCUCUUCAGCCGGACGUAAUGUAUUAUCCUGACUUACUUCCACCGCCCAGUUACAUCGACAAUCCAAUAAAUGCCGUUACGACAAGAUUCGUGAAGACUGCAACAAAUAAAAUGCGUUGUCCAAUCUUCUGUAUGGCUUGGACACCGGAGGGCAGACGUCUCGUUACCGGCGCAUCUAGUGGGGAAUUUACCCUAUGGAAUGGCCUUACAUUUAAUUUUGAAACUAUUCUACAGGCGCACGAUAGUCCAGUGAGAACAAUGGUAUGGUCGCACAACGAGAGCUGGAUGGUCACAGGAGAUCAUGCUGGCUACGUCAAGUAUUGGCAGAGCAACAUGAACAACGUCAAGAUGUUUCAGGCGCACAAAGAAGCGAUUAGAGGACUCAGUUUCAGUCCAACGGAUCACAAGCUGGCAACGUGCAGCGACGAUGGAACAGUCAGAAUUUGGGACUUUCUUCGCUGUCACGAAGAACGAAUUUUGAGGGGUCACGGAGCUGAUGUGAAGUGCGUACACUGGCAUCCGCAAAAAAGUCUAGUCAUCUCAGGGAGCAAAGAUAAUCAGCAACCGGUAAAAUUAUGGGAUCCAAAGAGUGGGCAAUCGCUUGCAACUUUACAUGCACACAAGUCAACGGUCAUGGACGUUAAAUGGAACGAAAACGGGAAUUGGCUAGUGACCGCGUCACGAGAUCACUUGCUCAAGCUGUUCGACCUUAGGAAUUUAAGUCAAGAGGUUCAAACGUUUCGUGGACACAAGAAAGAAGCAUCCAGCGUCGCGUGGCAUCCGAGCCACGAGGGCCUGUUUUGUAGCGGCGGCAGCGACGGUGCCAUUUUAUUCUGGCACGUUGGCGCCGACAAAGAAGUGGGUGCGAUAGAACAAGCUCACGACAGCAUAGUGUGGACGUUAGCUUGGCAUCCGUUAGGUCACAUUCUGUGUUCUGGUAGUAAUGACCAUACUUCGAAGUUCUGGACACGAAAUAGGCCUGGCGAUUUAAUGAGGGACAAGUAUAAUCUCAACACGUUACCCGCAGGAUCUGCUGGCGUUGACGAUCACGAAAUAGCUGACGAAGCGGCCGUAAUACCUGGUAUGGGCCCGGAAGACAGAAUCAACGCCGAUGGCGAACCAGAGGACAAAAGCGGCGGAAUACCGGGAUUGGACUUGGACCACGCUGUUGACGAAGGGAAGAAGUUCGCUAACAAGAAAGUUCCAUACAGUAAGCCGAUCCCGAGAAACUUCCAAGCGCAGUGGAACGAAAUGGAAGCGGAAGACAUGGAGCAAGUUGAGGCUUUGAAUGCAUUCGUGAAUCAGUUGAUUGAAACCACACCGGGAGCAGUGCCUCUGAACGAAGUAACGCCUAAUGGUAUUAUAUUGUACGGAAAAAUGAUUCCCGUCGAACCCGGUUCCAAGCUAGCGGAGGCAAUCAGCAAAGGAAACGAUGCUAUAAAUAAAUUAGUGUUCUCCGGGGAAAUAGAAGAUUUACGUGAUGUCGUGGGCCCUCCGGACAACGUGGACGAGUCCGAGGAGUAUUUACAGGAUGACGGCGAAAUAGAUUAUUCUAAGGUCCCCGAUAUCGAACUACCUCCGCCUUUGCCUAGUUCCAAGUUCGCGCAAAAUCCUGAACUGCUUAAAGCUUUGAAUCGUGGCGGGAAACGGAAAUUCGACCAACUGAUCGGUUGGAGCGACGGCGGAGCUAGCGAUCGUACGUCAAAGAUUCAUCAGCCAGUUUUCGGCGGAAUAAUGACGGAAGACUCGCAGUCCAGCGAUACCGAUUUAAGGUACACCGGGGGGAAAUCGAAUCAGCAUACCGGCGAGAACAAUUUCCAUGGCGGUCACGAUGAGGAUCUCAGGAAGCACUCGCACGGUGAAAACGCGAGAAGUAUGAAUCGCGGCGACGAGGACAUGCGGUUUAACAUAUCCAGCGGACCUGGCAGGCCUAGCUCGCGUUCCGAUUACGAUAUAAGAAGCAAUUACGCCGAUAAAGACUUCCGAAGUUCGCACGGAUUCCCCCUAAAGAAAUCCAUAGACAACGACGGUUACGACGACAGGGAUAGUGGUUCGCGAUGGGACGACGAUAAACCAAUGAACGAUGGCCCUCGGAAAGGGGACGGUGGUUUCUCGAGCAACUUCGAUAAACGCGACAACAUGCCGAUGGGCAUUGGCCCCGGCAUGAGUAAUAAUAUGUCCCACUUGAGCAAUAGCAUAUCUCACAUGUCCAGUCAUCACAAUAUGCAGAACAUCAAUCCCAACAUGCCCCCACCAAUUCCAAGUUUAGUGCCACACCCAAACAUGUCUCAGCAUCCCAUGCAGAAUAAACCGCUGCAUCCUGGUAUGCAAGGAAUUGACGGUCCCAUGCACAUGAUGCACCAUCCUAACAUGCAUCCCGGUUUUGGUCCCAAUGGGCCGCCGCCCGGAGGCUUCGGUCCUAACUUUAGACCGCCGAACGGUAAUUUCGGUCCGAAUCAACACUUCCGGCCCAACCCGUUGCCCCUGUUCGGUUCGAAUCAGGGCCCGUUCGGGAACAGCUUUCAAGGUUUACCGAACUUUCGAGGGCCUAACGCCGGUCCGCCGAAUUUUGACAGGCCGGGUUUCGGUCCUGGUUUCCGGGGUCAAAAUCCCGGUCAGAAUGCGCCAAAUAACUUUAACACAAACUUUGGUAACUUCGGGAAUAAGCUCGGACCUAAUCGCGGUCCCAUGAAUCGGGGUCCCAACGACAAUAACAUGGGCAGGAGUGGGUAUAAUAAUCGUGGCAGAGGGCGCGACGGCGACCCGUCGCGAGGUAUCAGAGGAAGAGAUAAUUAUUGAAACGAUAGUUAAAGUUAAAGUGUCUGUAUGUUAUGUGCACGUUGACAGACUGCCGUUCGUCCUGUACGAAGCAGCGUUGAUCCGCGCAGGUUGUACAGUCGCCGAUGAAACGAAACUUGUCGCGUGGAACGGUGGUAUUCUUUAGACAUCGCGGUGCAGGCUAACGACCCAUAUCGGACACAUUACGAGCCAUUUUGUACUCUCCGUUAAAGAAAUCGAACUUAGGGCGUUGCGCGCAGCGUGCUUGGAUGAAAGUAUAUUUUUUUUCGAGGAACUUUAUUUGGGAGUGCUAUCCCUUUUCCAGAGAAGCGAUCGAUCGCACUGUCCAACACGAAUUUUAUUUUCCAAUGUCCAUUGCUCGAUCCCUGUACAGUUUCUCAUCGAAAAUGUGAAUCGGAAAGCAGAAUAGCACCAUUAUUCUUAGUUGAAAAAAGAAAGAAACGAGUUUUAGUCAAAAUACAUGGUCCUGGGCGAAAGCGAGAUAUUGCUUGAAAAGUAAGAAGCUAGACAAUUAAAUUUAAUCUUAAAAGACGGAGGACAAUAUUUUUAAUAUAAGAGUGUAUAUUUUCAUUCAAUUUUGUGGUUUUUUAUGGUUGUAAAUUGCCAUCAAAGCUUUAAAAAAAGCAGAUGUACGCACUGUUUAGGUAUUACUUUUACAUUUUUUAGAAAAGUUUUUUCUUAACACGAAUUUACAACAUGUUAUCGAAUUCUGUAGAUGUUUCGAAAACGAAAACCAUUCCGAAGAAAUGUUGGAACGGUUUUUAAUUUGAAGAUGAGUAAAAUAAGUCCUGAACUAGCGCAGGGUGUUUCGGCGCCAUGCGGCUAUUGCCCGCCUGCUUCAACUCGUCAGUGUCGUAGCAAUGCAGAAUCAACACCGAUAAUAGGUACCACUUUUCUACACGUAUAAAAAGUUCUUUAUAAUUUUAUGAUCAAUAUUCAAGAAUAUAUUUAAAAAAUAUAUGUAUAGGAAAUAGGUGCUUGUUAACGGAAUUAAUUGUUGAUGGUUACAUCUAGAUACGGCACUGACGAGCCAAUGUAGGCGAAAAAUGGCGGCAUGGCGGCAAAAUACCGGCGCACCCGUUCUAGUCAGAUAUAUUCUCAAAUUGUCCAAAUUAAAAACUAUCACGAACCUUUUUCUAAGCGGUUUCUUCUUUAGAAACAUCUAUGGGAUCCGAUACCACAUAGUAAUUUUGUUGGACGAAAGCUUUUCAUAAAAAUUGCAAAAAUAAAAUGAAAAAAAGUACGUAUGUCGGUUCUUUUAAAAUUCUGAUAACGAUUUAUAGUGGUUAAAAAUCAGAAAAUUUACAAGAAACUGUAAUUCAUGGUUGGGACGAGAAACUCUGCAAGCAUCGCUCGACGAAUGUUGCAAAAUAAAAAAGAGAACGUUUUUAUUUGUUGAACAGUGUUAUCCACGCUAGAUGGCUAGAUUUCUAAAUACGGAAGGUGCUCUGUCGAAACAAGCACGACCUCUUCGCGUCUUAUAACACUAUGUGCGCAAAAUGUAUGAAUGUCUCGAGUUGCGCGAGACUGCAGAAAAUUGUAAUAUAAUAUAUAAUCGAUGACAUCCAAUAUUAUUUCGAUGAAAAAAACUGUUCACAAGCUGCCUUGCGAAAGAACUUUCUUGUUCCAAUUUGAGAAUUGAUCGGCGCGUGUGAAGAGGGUAGAAAAGAAGCAUGUGAAGCAUGUCGAACAUUUCGUAAUUGUUGCUGGUCGUCGAGAAACUGUGAACCAGAACAGUUUAUCUAUCAGUUAUUAAUAAAAAUGGAGUAAGACGCAGAAUUAAUCGAAUUGAAGC